Molecule: messenger RNA, 2642 nt
Organism: Capsella rubella
Lineage: Eukaryota; Viridiplantae; Streptophyta; Magnoliopsida; Brassicales; Brassicaceae
Exons: 2
Coding region: 1717-1923 (68 amino acids)
Source: RefSeq, a predicted model, not a curated record
AACAAGAGGGGAUUCUACUGGCAUCCCCUCCUCUUUUUUUCAAGCCCAAACUCCGUCCUUCUUAUGUAUUUGAAUAAAAAUCUGGUGAGCUAACACCUUUCAAAGGGGUUAUAGGCUUUAGAAAAUUGGUAUAGAGAGAGAUUUGAGCGUAAGUUAUUUACUGUGGUAACAUUUUUUGGAGAAACACAGCUGCAAUUGCUUGUUUCUGGAAGCAGAAAGAGGGAUAACCAGAGACCAUUGUUGCUAAGUAGCAGUGUCAUGUGUGUUUCUACUAGAUUUUAGGGCUACAGGAGAAGCUCAAUUAAGGCGUGAAACCACUGUAAGGACUUCCAUUUCUGGAUUGUGCCAGGAGGCAACGUUUCUCUCAUUGAAGUGUCUUGAGCUUGCUUUUUCAAGCUCAUGUUUGUAGUGUCAAUAUUGAUUCAAUUGGGAAAGGGAAUUAGGCACAUACACUAUCGGAGGAACAGAGACAUAUUGAUACUCUAUGGCCAUCUGACCACAAUGAGUGGCUUCUCAGAACUCAUUCUGGGUUCAUGCCAACAGAAUUCCAUCAGCAGCAGCAGCAAAGACCAGUCUUUGAGGUUCAUCUAGGUCAAUAUGAGCGGGAUCUUUCAUUUCAGGAAGACCUUUAACAAGGAUUAUUCGAGAAGGGUUUGAGCGAUCAGCAUCCUUACCACUGCAUUAGAGCUGAAUCUAGGUCAAUAUGAGCGGGAUCUUUCAUUUCAUGAAGACCUUCAACAAGGAUUGUUCGAGCAGGAUUUGAGCGAUCCGCAUCCUUACCACUGCAUUAGAACUGCCCUUCUGGGAUCAGGCCAACAGAAUUCCAUCAGCAGCAGGAAAGACCAGUCUUUGAGGUUCAUCUAGGUCAAUAUGAGCGGGAUCUUUCAUUUCAUGAAGACCUUUAACAAGGAUUGUUCGAGCAGGGUUUGAGGGAUCAGCAUCCUUACCACUGCGUUAGAGCUGAAUCUAGGUGUUGUGAGUGGUUUUGGACUUGGUCAGGAUUUGGAGUUGCAGGCAUCGAUGGAUUGACAAAAUCUACUCCUUGUUUCUACCAUCAGAAGCCUCGUGCGCCAUUAGGUGUACCACAGUUUUCACUUUUGAAACUAGAUGGAAGGCCGCUGGUCUGGGGUGAAUCUCAAUUGAAUAUUGAUUCUGACCAACAAAAAAUGAUGUUAGAAGUUAGGAGGCCUGGUGAAGACAUCAACUCAUAGAUGGUUAAUGGAUCUAUUGAAGACAAAUCAAAGCGACCUUCAUGGAGUUACUUCAUCAAAGACAUGGUAAUCAGUCUGCAUAGUUAUCUGAGUCUUUCAUCAGCUUUUGGGUCUUCUGCAUGCUCUGAAUGGGAAGGCCAACAGGUUACCACGAGAUGGCAAUUAUCUGCCUAGAUCUAACCUGAGAUAAUUCCUUGUUUUUUAGAAAUAUUGAAGGUGGUCAGAAUUAUUCUGAAACGUCCAAGACAGACAUUCUGAUGCAGAAGUUUAUUUCUAGUGAUAGAACUUUCAUGAUGAGCGAAAUUUUACAAUGAUGCAUCCCUGGAAUCUUAUUGGUUGGUUGACGAAUAAUUCUGGGGCACCAGCUGCAUUUGUAAGUGGAAUUUUUCAGCAUUGAAACACUCGGUAGCAACUUUCUGAAGAAAUCUAUAGUCUUGGAGUACCUUCUGCAUCUCCUUUGAUUUAGUUUACCUUCAGAUAAAGGAACCUUUCCAUAAAUCAAGAGAUGCCAAUGGUCUUGUUGACUAUGUUGAUGGUUGAUGCUACAUCAGAUUUCCGGGUAUGCUCUUUCCAAAGGAUGUUGAUGAUGUGUGUUACUGAAGACGGUCUUCCUACCAAGUUUGGAGACAGUAUAUAUAAGAUGAUGUUGAUGAAAAUGAGUUACUGGACUGAUGGAGAAGUAGCGGUUCUUAAAGAUGGUUCACUACAUUAAUUUCUGGUUCGGCAUGGAAACAAAGUUCUUUAGAAUUGACUGGAAAUGAUUAUUUCAACCAUGUUAACUUUCGGGAGGCUGCAAGAGAUCUAUAGAUAAGAAUACAGGCAAAGGUAUUGAAGAUAACAAAUACAUGGGAUUAGCUCACUUACUCCUGGAGUUGACUGCUACUUUUGUGGGUUUAAGAUUGAUAUGAAAUUAGAUGGUGUAGGUUUUCCUAGGAUUAUAAGGUUGUCGCUGAUAAAUAUCUAGAGGCUCUUUACCCUUCUCUAGCUUUUCUGCGGACUCUGAGAACUAUCCAAAGAGAGAGUUAGAAACAACUUACAUGUUUUGAAAAGCUUUCCCUCAUAUGUUCUUAUCAAGGACGGAUGGAAUAGUAUUGGAACUGUAUGUAGACUCCGAAGAUCAGCAUAAUUUAGAGGAAGAACAAAAGCGUUAUUCUGGAUCUGCAAGUGCUUUCAAAGAUUCAAGCUUCAGUAGUGUGAAUCUUCUUGGAACGGUACAUGGUGCGGUCCAUUUGUUCUCAGCCAUUGGAUAAGCUUGGACACAAUAGGAAAAGAUUAUCCUUGACCCUCGGCCCUCCAUACCCGUUUACCUAUUAAAAAUUAGGUGUAGAGAUCCUGUCCGUUGUGUCACUUAGCAUUGUAUCGUUGCAUAAAUAUUAGCUAUUAAAAGCUGCUCGUUUCUUGGUUUAUACAGCUUUUGAUUAUUCUUUUCCU